Messenger RNA from Asterias rubens (European starfish), 6217 nucleotides. Its product is annotated as SPARC-related modular calcium-binding protein 1-like. The record is from RefSeq and is a predicted model, not a curated record. Gene Ontology annotation, cellular component: basement membrane. The coding region runs from base 1433 to 3109 and encodes 558 amino acids. Gene Ontology annotation, biological process: extracellular matrix organization. NCBI's taxonomy places the organism in Eukaryota, Metazoa, Echinodermata, Asteroidea, Forcipulatida, Asteriidae. The transcript has 12 exons. Gene Ontology annotation, molecular function: heparin binding; protein binding; calcium ion binding.
CGUUCAUGAAGUAGAUUAGUGUUGAGGCAAACAGAGUAGUAACGGCAAACUGUUGUCCCUUUAAUACAUUGAAACCAUUAGUAAUUGAUUUUAACUCAAAAUCUAACAUAGUUUUUUCUUCACCAAGCCAUGCCCAAAAGCUUGACCAACUUACGAAUCGAUAAUGAGAAAUCGAUAGAUGUAAUUCACAGUAAAGUCCUGGUUUUAAUGAGUGUCUUAAUAACAAUUAAUCCAUGAAAGGGUCAUGUGCGCUUUUAAGUGGGAGUAAUAACCCCCCUCGUUUCCAGUAGUUGUUAACCUAACAAAAGACGUAGGCGAGCUUCACUCUAGAGGUAAUGGGUCAUGAAUAGGACAAGAUACGGUGACUAGAUGCUAGUACUUUGACUGAUAGAAUCCAAUUGGGUGCUUCUAAAAGCAGUUGAAGCAAGUUUUCAAGUGUUGUCUAUACACUGUAAUGAUAUAAUACAUCAGUAGCCCCAAUCCGAUCAUCACUUUGUCGGAAUGCCAAUGUAAAAGGCUAGGAUCCUGAUGGGCUAAGCAGUCAGUCAGACCUAACAAUACAAUCGUCAGGCCAAGAGUCCAACUAUAAUAGCCAUUAAACAAACACUUAGCCGGGCUGACAACGCUUCAAACACACUAAAUUGGCAGUACGGGUGCAGAUUUUCUCUAUGUUAUCGUAAAUGACUGCCAAAAAUUAACAUGAUAAUACACACGUGUUAAAGGAUUGCUUGCUGGCUGUACGUAUAGUUUUUUUUGUCAACAGGGGAGCGAGACACCUCAGAGAGUGAUCAUUCAUGUACUGGUGGUUAUUCAAGUCGAGGCCACGCACCGACCAGACCCACACACAGCUUCUCAUACUGCAACUAUUUACUUCAAAGUGCGUUGCAAGUAAUCGACCAAUCACAUCCCUCUCACUGACGACUUAUUUUGCUUGGCAUGAAAUAACCGCACGAUUUGACGUACCAUAAGCAAGGACGGACUCCACUGGUUUGGUCUAUACAUACUCAAGCCACAAAACCAACCACUCUCCACCAACAAUAUCUUAUGGCAGACAUCCGUGAUUUAACAUAGCUACCUUUUAAGAAAUAUUCCAGCUUUCCAACGGUAUUUAGCAGUGAUUCAGGACCGUUGGCAGCACGACGACGCAAGGGCAUAAGUUACCCCGCUACACCGAUGCAGUAACGCACGUAAUGACUGGACAUUUGCUCGUUAUUACCAAUGUGCAUUGACUCCUCCAUCAAUCUCAAUCUAAGCCAAAACCAACUGGACUUUAACAACCUUAGAAGAAAAGAUCUUGUCAUCUCAAUUACAGUAGACGAUACAUCAUCGUAGAAGCCUGCUGCAAAGACCUGGUUUCCCUAGACCUUCCCAUAAGGAUAAUACCUUGAGACUACGGUGGUGGUGGUGCUGGUAGGCGACUGACUGGUACAGCAUGGCUACUGCAAGACUGUUUGUCAGAAUUACCCUGGUUUUGUUUGUGGCUCAUUUUCAGCAAUCGUUGGCUACAAGGUUUCCAUUGACAUAUGAAUUGACAAGUCGGGAACGAAACUGCAACACAGAUUGCUCGAGGGAGAAAACCAGACCAGUUUGUGGAAAUGACGGACAAACUUAUAAUUCACGGUGUGAAAUAAGGAGAGCAAGGUGUCUGGGAAAUUCAGUCCAAAUUCAACAUAAAGGCGAAUGUGAAGAACUGUCAAAAUGCCAAGCUGAGCAAGCUGCAAGUCGGAUACAAGCUCAAACCUCAACAGAAGGAGUGUUUGUUCCACAAUGUGAAGAUGAUGGAAGUUUCUCUAAGAUUCAAUGUCAUCAAUCCUUUGGAUAUUGCUGGUGUGUAGCAGAGGAUGGCAAACCGAUACCUGGAUCUUCAGUCAAGCAAGGAUCUAAAGCUAAUUCACCUCUACCAUCAUGUGAUGGGGAAUUCGUCCCUCAGCCCAACUUAGCUACUUUUCUCCCAAAUACAGAGCUCCCUACAGAAACCAAAGGAUGUAACCAAGAUGCAAGAAUCGAGUUCAACUCCAAUCUGAAAGAUAUUUUCAGGGAAGAGUUCCAUCGUUUACCAACUACCCAACCAUCUUCUGAGACAACGGGGGAAGUACAAAGACUUGAAGAUGCACAGAAACAAGUUAUUGAAUGGAAAUUUACAGAAUUAGAUAGCAACGUAGAUAUGGAGUUGGACAGAAAAGAAUUGAAUUCGCUCGGCAGAAUGAUGAAGAAGAUUGUCAAACCCAAGAAAUGUGCCAAGACAUUUGUGGAGCACUGUGACCUUGAUAAAGAUGGUCGAAUAGCCAAGACUGAGUGGUCUUUUUGUCUUGUGGAUAAUAUUUCGUUCCAUCUGUUUUUAUCCCUCAACUCAGACGAGCAACCAGAGGACCCUACAGCUGAUGGUAAUUCACAGGAAGAAACCCACCUUCCCAUCGGAAGUAAUCCAGUCACACCACAACCCUCUGGAGCUACAGCAAACACAGGCAAAGUUGUGACUAUAAUAUCCUGCCAAGCUGAGAGGCAACGUGCCUCUUUGAAAGCAGAGCUGUUUCCAGAUAGUGGUGUGUUUAUUCCACAAUGUAAUGCCGAUGGUUCUUAUAAAGCAGUCCAGUGCCAUGAUGAAGCCCAAUAUUGCUGGUGUGUUUAUGUAGAUACAGGAAGACCAAUACCAGGAACAUCAACACCAGCUUCUACUCAGCAAUUCCAUUGCAAUGAAAUGGCCAUGUCUAAGGGUUCUACUGGAAUCAGGCUAUUUAAAGAAUGUGAGGGGAGGAAGAAGGAGGAGUUUUUUGAGAUAUUAUUGGAUAGAUUUGCUGCAGAGAUGUCACUAGAGGACUCAGUUGCUGACCGGACUUCAUCAGAGCGACUUGCCCGCUGGAAAUUCCAGCAACUCGAUGUAAGUGGAAAUAAUCUACUGGAGAGAAGAGAGUACAUUGAUUUUAAAACUGAAAUCCAAAAAAUCAACAGUGCUGCUAAAAAGUGUAAACGCAACUUUAUGAAGUAUUGUGAUGAAGAUGACAACCUUGAUAUCUCAAUGGGAGAAUGGUUGACGUGUCUGGAAGUUAGAAAUGGCAACCCAUCACCACUACCCUCCGGCUCAAACCCAUUCAUUGACAGAUUGACAUGAGGCAAGAACACAGGGAUUGCUCUGUGUACCUACAAGCUCCUUCAAUAGUACUGAGAGAUGACUCAUCCUAAACUAUAGCAAUAAUGCUCAUCACAUCAUACACCAAUGUUGAUUGAUUUGGAAAUAGUAAGAAACAAGUGUCCCUUUAUCUCUACACAAAGAAAAGGUAGUUAUUGCGAAAUUGUUUCAUUCAGUACGGCUGAACGAAUAUUCAUUUUGGUUUUAUCCACUUUAUACGUUAGCACCUACUCUUUAUAGUACUUUCCCAAGUUAUGUGAAAAAAUCACACAUAGAUUACUUGGAUGGGAUUUGAACCGUUGACCUUUGCAAUUAUAGAGCAGCCAUCUAUUGUCUAGAAAUGCAAAGGUUAUGGGUUCGAAUUGCACCCAAGUAAUUUGCUGUGAGUUUUUCACAGAACUCGGGAAAAUGCUGAGUGUACAGUGCUAACACACAUCGGUGUAUGGGUAAAAACAAAAUUCUUUAUCCCUGUGGGAAAUUGCUUUGAUCAUUUGUAAGUCGUAAGAGCUAGGCCUAUUUAUAACCUCCUUGUACAUUAAGAACAAAUCUUCAAGGCUGAAACCAAAAUCAGAUUUUUUUCUAAGAUUAAAAAUAAAAACCAAAGCUGUUGAACAUAACCUUUUACAGCCAAGAUUUUUAAAUAAAAGUUGUGAUUAUGUAAAACUGACAUAUAUGAUUUUAGCAAAUUACUAUUUGACAAAAAUAACUUAGGUUUGUCGCUGUCCUUAAAGCGGCGUUAAAAUAGAAUAGAAUAAAAGCAAGGUUUCUUCACUGAAAUACCUCGUCUCCUUGAGGCAACAUUUGGAAAGGAAGUGAUAAAGUUGGUGGAGUUGGUGAAUGAUUUGAUCAUGUUAAUGGCAGUCAGCUGUUAACCUUAAAUCUGACAGAUCUAUGCAUCAAGUUGUUUGGUAUUACAGUGGGGGGGGGAGCUGCAUUUUAAAAGGUUGUCUCUCAUUAUUGUUUUACUAACCCUUGGGGGGUGUAAACAAUCACACAAAUGUGAGUUAACGUGUCAUGCAGUAACUUACAAAACACUGGGGAAUCAACAAACACCAAAGAACAUUUUGCAGUUAAUUGAAGUAACAAUCUUUAAGUGACCCCUGCCUAAGUGUUCUAGAAGAAGUUGUGGUUUAACACCAAAUACUUGUAAUAUAUGUAUACUUGAUUCAAAAAUUUGUUUGGUAAAAUUGUGUUAUUGUUGGGUAAUUAAUUGGUUGUUAAGUACGUGACCAACAGACAAGAUGGGACAAAUGUGAUCAAGCACUGGAGCUUUUAUAAGUAGGUGCACUUUGUUAGAAACAAAACUUGAAGGUGUAAGUAUUAUUUGUCUGAAGAGUUGCCAUGAAAAAGGGAGAACUGAAUGGCAAAAAGAAAAUCCACCAAGCAUGUAAAUAAACAAAUCACUUUAUGGAUAGAUUGGGAUUAAAGUCAGGGUUCCAAUUGAACACUGUCAAGAUUAAUUUUAACCAAUUAUAAUUACAAUGUUAAUUUGUGCUUACAAAGUGAAUGGCCUUGCUUUGUUAUUAAGCCCAAUUGUUAUUAGGCCCCUAUUGCUUAAGUUUUUAUCUGUAGAAUAUAUAAGUUAAUGAUUUUUAAGAGAACGCAAUUUGCCUAGCUUGUAAAAAGUGUAUUUUUUUCCUGUAAGUAUUCAUAAACAAAUACAUUUCAGCAAACCAAAAAGGUAUUUAAAAAUACUAAGUAUAUGUAAUGUACAGAGUAAUCUGACUUGUAAGGCCUGUGUUUGCUGUUUGAGGAGACGUACAUAAGCACAGGGAUUUGUUGAAGGAAAUCCCUUAAGCUUGAUCUAAGCAACACAGGAAGGCACAUAUCCUUAAUGUGGGUAACAUCUUAGUCUCAAGCAUUAAUCGGGGACCUAAAGGGAUCAACUGAUAAAUGUACGCAAUUCCACACUAAUGGCCAAAAGAUAACUUUGUAUAAUGGGUAAGACAGGCAUGCGAGAGUCAAACAAUUACUAUUAAUGUCCCAGUCUUUUCUUGUACAAGCUCUUCCCCAUUGUUUAUAGCAAAACUUAAUAAAUUCAUCUGUGACCUAGCAGUUACAAGGUCAUUUGAAAAGUAUUAGGUAUGAAAUAAAGACAGACAUGAAAAUGAUGAAAAAACCAACACACAAAUAUUGUGCCAGUAAAACUGAGAUAUUGCCAUAGGAAACAAUGGAAAAUACGCAAAACAAGUCAAGACGUUGAGCAUUGAACAGACGCUUUUGUGACCCAAUUAUGUCAACGAAUUUACCUAUAAUUGUCAUUCUUAACUGGUAAUUUCUAAAAUAGCUUGGGAAAGGCUUUCUUAACGUUAGUUGAUAACUAUCCCUUUAGAGGCCUCUGGACAACAUAGGACCAAUCAGAUUUUGUUUGUAAAACCAAAUACACGUACAUGUAAUAAAACAAAUUUCUGUCCUCGUUACACUUGGCCUUUUUAACUUUUUUUAAAACCACAAUCCUCAUGUGGCUUUGAAUAUAUGACAGACAAAACUACAUACUUCAUUUUAUAAUUACUAUCCCUGUUAAACUUCUGUUCCCAUUUGUGCGCCUUUGGCCAUCUAUGUCCAAUAGUUCACGCUGGCAAGACUAUUAAAACAUUUCCUAACUUGAUGCUCUAAUUAGAAAAGACUACUAGAUAGUAGUGUGUUUUUAAUUUAACUGAAGUAAUAUUGAUUGUUUUAAAUCACUCUCCAUUUUGACAUUGCUAGGACAAAAGUUUCCCAUCCCCACUCCAUGAACAUAAACUACCAAAAGGCUCUCCUCCCUUAUGUGUAUCCACAUACAUCACCUGUAAAUACAUGUAUUUAUUCAUUCUUAUUAAUUAUAGAAACAAUAAUAAUAUGUGCAGAAAACCCUUUUAAUUAGAAGGUAUAGCACACUGAUUUUAAAAUAACCCAAUUGGUAUUUGAAAGUUCAAUUAAAGAUGAAUUUGGUUCAUAUACCAAGCAGUCUUGUAUAGUUCCUUGUUUCUUUGCUUGUUUACAAGAUUAUCUUAAAGGAAAUAAACCCUUGUUUAGUCUACAUCGAAACUUUGUAAGAAAAACACUGUAAAAACUAUGUACAAAAUUAAAGAACCUUCCUCUGGAAUGAAA